Messenger RNA from Protopolystoma xenopodis, 687 nucleotides. Lineage: Eukaryota; Metazoa; Platyhelminthes; Monogenea; Polystomatidea; Polystomatidae. The record is from the annotation of a GenBank genome assembly.
AUGCCCGAGGAGCACCCAGUGCUGCUGACCGAGGCGCAGCUGAAUCCGAACGCGAAUCGCGAAAAUAUGACGCAAAUCAUGUUCGAGACCUUCAACAAACCCGACAUGUACGUCGGCAUUCAGGCCGUACUUUCGAGCUACGCCUCGGGCCGAACCACUGGCAUCGUACUCGUCUCGGGUGACGGUGUCACCAUUUUGCGUCUCGACUUGGCCGGACGAGAUCUGACCGACUAUCCGAUGAAGAUCCUUACCGAGCACGGCUACAGCUACACGACGACCGCAGAGCGCGGAAUCGUGGCGCUCGACUUUGAUCAGAAGAUGGCCACCGAGGCGUCGAGCAGCUCGCUGGAGAAGAGCUACGAACUGCCCGACGGUCAAGUGAUCACCAUCGGCAACGAGCGUUUCCGCUGCCCUGAGGAACUCUUCCAGCCCAGCUUCAUGGGCAUGGAGUCGGUGGGAAUCCACGAGACGACCUUCAACUCGAUCAUGAAGUGCGACGUCGUCAUCCGCAAGAACCUCUACGCCAACACUGUCCUCUCGGGCAGUACCGACCGCAUGCAGAAGGAGAUCACCGCCCUCACCUCCUCCACCAUGACGAUUAUGAUUGUCGCGUCGCCCGAGCGCAAGUAUUCUGUCAGGUUUGACGUCUCCAUUCUGGCCUCGCUCUCCACUUUCCAGCAGAUGUGA